UCUAGUCAACGACGUAGAACAAGCCGAAAAAAAACUUCAACAUGAAAUUCAUCAUUGUUUUUGUUGCCCUCUUCGCCUUGGCUUUGGCCGCUCCCGCCGAAGUUGAAAUUUUGAAGAGCGAAUCUGAUGUUGGUCCCGAAUCCUUCCAAUAUGCUUAUGCCACCAGCGAUGGUCAAGAAGCUGAAGCUCAAGGUCAAUUGAAGAAUGUCGGCUCUGAAGAUGAAGCUAUCUCCGUCAAGGGCUCUUUCUCUUUCGUUGCUGAUGAUGGCCAAACCUACACCGUCAACUAUGUUGCCGAUGAAAACGGUUUCCAACCCCAAGGUGCCCAUUUGCCCGUUGCCCCUGAAGCUUAAGUUGUUGAUUUGUUCCUGAAAUCUAACCCCUAAUCCUUUAUCCUUCACUCCCAAACUCCUUUCCCCUCCUCAAAUUUCCCCUACCCAACCCACAAACCCUUUGUAAAAUGUUAUAAAUUGCUCUCUAUAGUUGGCAAUAUUUGUCAACCGUAGUGGAGAAUUAUUAUCAAAGUUGUUAUUUGACCAAAAUAGGAUAAGUCAAAAAAGGAAAAAAAAUCGAAAUUAAAAAAAAUAUAUAAUUUUUUUAAUUACAAACAA
Musca domestica (house fly) is the source of this 611-nucleotide messenger RNA. Its product is annotated as larval cuticle protein 65Ag1. Gene Ontology annotation, molecular function: structural constituent of chitin-based larval cuticle. Lineage: Eukaryota; Metazoa; Arthropoda; Insecta; Diptera; Muscidae. The coding region runs from base 42 to 353 and encodes 103 amino acids. The record is from RefSeq and is a predicted model, not a curated record. The transcript has 2 exons. Gene Ontology annotation, cellular component: chitin-based extracellular matrix.